Molecule: messenger RNA, 612 nt
Organism: Haliotis rufescens (red abalone)
Lineage: Eukaryota; Metazoa; Mollusca; Gastropoda; Lepetellida; Haliotidae
Product: heparan-sulfate 6-O-sulfotransferase 3-B-like
Exons: 1
Coding region: 1-612 (203 amino acids)
Cellular component (GO): membrane
Molecular function (GO): heparan sulfate 6-sulfotransferase activity
Source: RefSeq, a predicted model, not a curated record
AUGGUGAGAGACCCUCUUCGAAGGUUCGUGAGCGAAUGGGAACACGUGGUCAGAGGAGCAACAUGGAAAGGUGCCUCGCUCAUUUGCAAUGGUCAUGCCGCCACAGAGGCGGAACUUCCUCCAUGCUUCCGCAGGAACUGGAUAAACGUCACCCUUCACGACUUCAUUGAGUGUUCAACAAAUCUCGGAAUAAACAGACAAACCCGGAUGUUAGCCAACCUGAGCAUUGUUGGUUGUUACAAUACUUCCACCUCCGAUCUCACGUACGACGCAAGGCACUAUCUCAUGCUGGCAAGUGCAAAAGAGAACUUACGGAACAUGGCUUUCUUUGGUUUGACAGGUCAUCAAGAAUUAUCACAGAUCUUGUUUGAGAAAACCUUCAACUUGAAUUUCAUCACAAAAUUCAAGGAUACUCCAACCAGUAAAACAUGGAGUGGCAGAGUCAAUUUGUCCAAUGUGCAACGUGACAAAAUACUUCAUUUGAACAGGUUUGAUGUCAUGUUAUACCAGUAUGCCAGGGACUUGUUUUUCCAAAGAUUACAAAUGUUGGCUGAGAGAAGAAAGGAUUCCUCUCUUCGAAACUUUAUUCACACGAGUAUAAUUAAAUACUGA